Molecule: messenger RNA, 2762 nt
Organism: Sciurus carolinensis (gray squirrel)
Lineage: Eukaryota; Metazoa; Chordata; Mammalia; Rodentia; Sciuridae
Gene: Dusp11
Product: dual specificity phosphatase 11
Exons: 9
Coding region: 127-1101 (324 amino acids)
Biological process (GO): protein dephosphorylation
Molecular function (GO): protein tyrosine/serine/threonine phosphatase activity; polynucleotide 5'-phosphatase activity
Source: RefSeq, a predicted model, not a curated record
CCGGCCCGCACUCCGUGGGUAGCUGCUCGGCGCGCUCCCGGCCCAGCAUCUUUUUCCGGCACCGAGGACGCAACAGUGACGGCCUUGACCCGCUUGGCAUUGGGUGGGCGGCAUCUCGGCGCCCACAUGAGCCAAUGGCAUCCUGUCCGCAGUGGCUGGGGCCGGGGACGCGACUUUUCUGGACGUCCCUCAGCAAAGAGGAAGGGCGGAAACCGCAUCCCGGAAAGGUGGAAAGACUAUCUCCCAGUUGGACAGAGGAUGCCUGGGACUCGAUUCAUUGCUUUCAAAGUUCCUUUGCAAAAGAGUUUUGAAGCCAAACUUGCUCCAGAAGAACGCUUUUCUCCUCUAGAUCUUUUUAACAAAAUUCGAGAACAAAAUGAAGAACUUGGACUGAUUAUUGAUUUAACAUAUACUCAGCGCUAUUAUAAGUCAGAGGAUUUGCCAGAAACUAUUCCUUACCUAAAAAUUUUUACAGUUGGGCAUCAAGUGCCUGAUAACAACACUAUUUUUAAAUUCAAAUCUGCCGUUAGUGGAUUUUUGAAAGAAAAUAAAGACAAUGACAAACUUAUUGGUGUCCACUGUACACAUGGUUUAAACCGGACUGGCUACCUCAUCUGCAGAUAUUUGAUUGAUGUAGAAGGCAUGAGGCCAGAUGAUGCAAUUGAAUUAUUCAAUAGGUGCCGGGGACAUUGCAUAGAAAGACAAAACUACAUUGAAGACCUUCAGAAUGGUCCUAUCAGAAAGAAUUGGUCAAGUGAUUUUGAAGACUCAACACAUCUCAUGGAACCAGUUCACACCUCUAACAAGUCUGGUAACCAAGGAUCUAGGUUUAAUUUCCAUCGGACCUAUGGUUAUCCGAUGCCUUCCCGGCGUUUUCACACCCCACACUUUCAGCAGUCAUUCAGAAAAUUUUCACAAAGUCAGAAUGUUUACCAGAGAGGCCAUAUCCCUCCUCCUGGCCCCGCUGGAGAGGACUAUUCACAAAGGAGAUACUUUUGGAAUGUGAAGCCAAAUGGCAGUCAAGCAGUCCAGGAUAAGAGGUGGUGUCCUGGCAGUUAUCAGAGACUGUCCUAUCCAGCCCAUUGGGGAUGGACCGAGUGAUACAAAACCUGUCCCGGAUAUCUCCCUGGAGGCCAGAGCUGCACUGAAGAUAGCUGGAGUGACUUUUAAUAAAAUCAGGUCAAAUGAGGUUUUCAGGUCAAAUGAGGUUUUUGUUUGUUUUUUCAAAGUCUUGUUUUAUUGCUUCCUUACAUGUGUUCAGACUUUUAAAGGAAUUACAUUAAUAUUUACCUCUUUGCUGAUACAUUUACAGUAAUUACAGCAAUGCAAAAAACAAAACAAAAAAAAAACUGUCAUUCCAGUCUUAAAUUUUUCUAAAGGAAGAUGAUAUUUUAGAACUGAAGUAUUAAGAACUUCCCUUGCCAGUUAUUUUUUAAAAUUCUGUCUUCUUUCUAUGUAUUUUCUUCUGAUUAGACUUAUAACAUAAGUUUGUGUAUGUACAGAAUUUUUUAGUGUUUUUUGUCAUGUUCUUUUGACCCAGUCAUUAAGGGUAUCUUUUUUUCCAUAACUCUUCAAAAUUUCUAUUAAAAUUUACCUAGGAGAAAAUUUCUUUAGAAGCUAGUCACUAUCUGUAAUUAAUUGUGGUGUUUUUGUGAUUAGGCAUUUCUUUCUUUGGCAAUUAAUUAUGGGAUUUGACCAAACUUUCUUUCACCAAAUUGCCAGAUAAGCCAUCUAACACAGGGAUGGAUAAAAUUUGAAAGACUGAUUAUCAGUUGGGUGAGAGAGACUAAUUGAUAAACCAGAAUGCUGGUUAAUUAAAUCAAAUCAUUAUUUACCUUACAGGAUAAAUGUCAUGAACAGGGUAGAAUUAUCCAGAAAGCUUGGAAACUUUAUAGAUUAUAAAGGUUGUUUUUUGAAUGGAAUGGGGUGUGACCAUAAAUUGCCUGAGAUGUCUGGUAAAACUAUUGAUGUUAUUGCUCCUCUGUUAAACAUCCCUCUAGGAUUUUUCUCCAGUUGCCUCUCACUGGAGUGGUGCUUUACCUCAGGAACACACAGGUAGAUCAUUUGGGAGAAUGUUAAUUAUUUUUAGUUGCAGAGGAAGCCAGAAACCUUUGCUUGCCCAAGCAAGUGUCUCAUCAGUCAAUAUUUGAUGAAUACUAGGGCAACUUGGCUUCCUUUUUUAAAGCCUCUGGUUUUGAGGAUUUGUAUCAUAGAUUAUCUGAUACUGCACAUGAGGGAUAUUUUCUCUGUUUUCUCUUAUGUAUGAACAACAUGUGGAAUCUGAUCUUAAGGAAGUACUCUGCUUCAGCUGUUCGUACCUAUGUCUAGUUGGCUCAAUCAGGGUACUCUAUUUGAUCUAAGUAAUGGCUGAUAAAGUUUUUCUCUGCUCUCCACAUUUAACAGAGAUACAAAAGUCCUUCUUGCUACAAGCCUACUCUUGUAGAAUUGUUCCCCAGGAUACAUCCUGAAGGCUCACAUUGGAAGAAAUUGGAGCAAGACAACUGUGAGGCAAAGCAGAAUCAGCAGGGGUAGGUAUGGGAAUCCAGCUAGUCUCAUAGUUGUAAAGAAGGCCUUGGCAAGCAGCUUCAAAGGAAAACACUCCCAGUAGAAAGGGCCAUCAUAUAAGCUUUGCCUCCUUCAAAAAUUUUUAUUUAUUGUCCCUUUUGUAUCUCCCCAUUUUAGCUGUCAGCAUGACUUGUUAAAAAAAAAAAAAUACUAGUUAGGAUUUGAUAUCUCCUGUUUCAUUUAUUCUAUAACACACU